UUAAAAACUUGAUUUGUGAAACAUCCGCGUCACCGAUUCACGUGACUGAAUCCAUUCGGACGUUACGAAGUUAAGAAAAUCGAUUUUUAUACAAGCCACUUCGCCUUAUCUGAUUCCUUACCAUUUAUAAACAUAUCGCACAUGUUACCAUAUUUCAGUCGUAAUAGAAACUUGGAUAAAACAUGGCAAAACAAUCGGACUGGAAAUCAUCAUUCGUUAAGAAUUUAAAACUCGAUCUUCGCACGAAAGAAAAAGCGAGACUAAGUGAUGAUCUUGAAUACUGGAUGACCAAUUUACCAGACCAGAUCAAAUCCCUUCCUAUUAUAUACUUGGCGAUUCCAGGUUCUCAUGACAGUUUUACCGCAAGUCUUUCUGCAAAAUCCGAAAUCGCACCCGAUGCAGAUGAUACACUAAAAAAGCUAAAAUUUCUUGGCCCAAUUCUUACAUAUUUUAUGGCUAACUGGUCCCGAACUCAAGCUUACAGUGCAACUGAGCAAUUGAUCGCUGGAAUAAGAUAUUUCGAUCUUAGAGUUGCUACGAAAGAAGGAACCGAAGACUUUUUUUUUGUACAUGGUUUAUAUUCAGACAAUGUUCAAACAGUUUUAACAGAAAUGCUAAAGUUUUUAGAAUCUCACCCUCGAGAGGUAAUUAUAAUAGAUUUCCAGCACUUUUAUGCUCUUACCGACUCGGAUCAUGACAGACUAAUGCAGAUGUUGAGUAAAACCUUUGGAGCUAAAUUGUUACCCUACUCAGAUCACAUGGAUUUUAUAAGUUUAGAUUACAUGACCACACAAUAUCAGUAUCAGGUAAUUGCUGUUUAUAGAUCAGAUGCGGCUAGAUCUGGGCAACCAUUGUUAUGGCCGUCUGCCAGUUUCCCAACGCCUUGGCCCGAUACCGUUUCCAUGGACGAUUUAUUCACGACACUUGAUGAAGGAAUUAAAACUAGAUCAUCAGCUGUAGGAUUUGUAUCACAAUGCAUAUUAACACCAUCAGUUUCGUUCAUAAUUAAAAAUUUAUGCAAUACGCUGAAGAAAACGUGCGCUGAGGACUUGGAAGUACGAAAACUGCAAUGGAUAAAUAACCAAAAAUCUGGAGAAGGUGGUAUGAAUAUUGUUAUCUCAGAUUUCAUUGACUUGUCUGACUGUGAAUUUGUUAAGGUUGUUAUUAACUUAAACGAACAAUUCUUAAGCGACGCCAUAAAACCUUCUGAUUUUGUUAUAGACAUUGAAAAAAAUAUAUAUUAAUAAAUUGUU
Molecule: messenger RNA, 1253 nt
Organism: Anoplophora glabripennis (Asian longhorned beetle)
Lineage: Eukaryota; Metazoa; Arthropoda; Insecta; Coleoptera; Cerambycidae
Product: PI-PLC X domain-containing protein 3
Exons: 5
Coding region: 183-1244 (353 amino acids)
Biological process (GO): lipid metabolic process
Molecular function (GO): phosphoric diester hydrolase activity
Source: RefSeq, a predicted model, not a curated record